AUGGAAAUAAAAAAAAGGAUAUCUCUUCUUUUAAUAGGAGCGGUGUGUUCUCUAUCUGCAACAUACUCCAGUGAGACACAAGAAAGCAUGGACAUGUCGAAGGAUAGUGAAAAUGCAGCUUUAUCAGAGACUAGUAGUAAUAAAGAAAGAAGUGCUAUUUCUGUAAACUGUGCUCUGGAAGAUGAAAUAAAAGACUGGAUUAUUAAAGUAUUGUAUAAAAAACAAUACAGUGAAGACGGUUUGGAUUCAAGUCUAAGUUCUGAUACAUCUCAAGAAAGUGCAAUAGAAAGUUCUAGUACAUCUCAAGGAAGUGCAAUAAAAAGUAUAGACAAUCCAAAUAAAUCUGCAUCCGCAAGUACUGAAUUGAAAUAUAAUGUUUUUAGAGCUCUGUUUAAUGCAGAAAGAAGUAAAAGAAUUAAGCUCGAAAAAAUCAAUAGAAAUCUAAAGAGAACCAAUAGAAGGUUGUGGGAAAAACUUCAGUUGUCCUACUUUAGCAGAAGAGCAGUCUAG
Messenger RNA from Nematocida minor, 510 nucleotides. RefSeq lists its product as uncharacterized. The transcript has a single exon. The coding region runs from base 1 to 510 and encodes 169 amino acids. The record is from RefSeq and is a predicted model, not a curated record. NCBI's taxonomy places the organism in Eukaryota, Fungi, Microsporidia.